GGUGCGGUUCGGGGAGAAGCUAGCGCGGAUGGGAGAGGGCGCGAGUGAAGAGACCGGGAGCAUGGAUCGCGCCAAGGCAGCGGCGCGCGAGGACAAGGCGGCGGCGGCGGCGACGGGGAAGGAGACCGCCGUGUCCCGCGCCGUCGCGGAGGACGACACCGCGCUGCUGCUCGCGGCGGUGGGAAGCUUCAGGAAGGAGGCGAUGGGCCGUCUCCGGAAGGGCUCCGACGCGUCGCGGAUGCUGGACCAGGAGAUGUCCACGAGGCUGCUCCACCUCGCCUGCAAGCACGACGCCGUGCAGUGCGCCAGGCUCCUCCUCGAGGGAGGGCACGGCAUCACGGCGUCGCCCGUGGACGCCAGGGACCAGCUCACGCGGACGCCGCUCCAGGUCGCCGCCGAGGCGCACUCGGCCCGGUGCAUCGAGCUGCUGCUCUCCAAGAACGCGCGCACCGACCUCAAGCUGGUCGAUGGCCGCCCUCUUGUCGCGCUCGAGAUCGCUCUCUUAAGCAGAAGAGCUCAAGUUAAAUGGUCACUGGACAACUCCAUUGAAGAUCUUCUGUCAUCUCUGCAAGAAAAGGAUCUGAAUGCAGUGAGGCUCCUGGCAGAGAAAACCAGAGAGGUUGGGGAGGUGGCCUACAGAUAUGCCAUGGAAGGUCGUGUUACUGUGUUGGCAAUGCUGCUUCUGGUGGCUGAAGAGAAGAUAUCGGCACCAGUCAGUGUAGUUAUAGAGGGCGUCAGGACAAAGAAAUCAAUCUACUACUCUAUUGUGGAUGAGGCUCUGUCCAUUGGGGAUGCUCCAGCCCGGGACAGCAAUGAGAGGAGAAAGGCCCUGCUCAGUGAGAUUCAGCUACUUAACCAAUUUGGGGCAGCGUUAUGGAGAGAUCGCAACAUUGACAAGAGAAGCUUGCCCCCUCUGCUUAAAGCUGCCAAGGUUGGAGAUGUAAAUGUCACAAAGAUGCUCCUGAUGGGGGAUGUUGAUGUCAAUGAAGCCGAUCCUGAAGGGAACACGGCACUUCACUGGUGCCUUAGUGGUAGCUCAAGCACACAGGAGCCAAGGAUUGUGUGGCUCCUGCUGAAGAAUGGUGCCAGAGUUUUCCAGGGGAACAAACUUGGUCUUACACCAGUACACAGCGCUGCAGCUAAGGGAAAUUAUAAAGCUCUUCAGUCACUUCUGCUUCAUGCUCAAGAUUGUGUUGAUACUCCUUCCAAGACCAAAGAAACCCCAUUGUUCUUAGCAGUGAAGAAUGGUUCUUUGGACUGUGUAAAGCUUCUCCUGCGUUCUGGGGCUAGCACCAAAGUCCAGAACCUAAGAAAGCAAAGACCAAUAGACGUGGCAACGUCCCAAGAUAUGCGUUUCAUUCUUACCUCUGCAAAUGUGGCUCCAUGGAACCGUAGCUCACAUCCAAAAAAAAGUGUGACGAAUAAGGAAAGCUGCAAAGAGUUCCUGGAAGAUUUUGGUGAUUAUGACAGUGAUGAUUUAAAUGAAAGCUUUACUGGGCUUAAAACAUCAGCAAGCCAUCGGGAUUUCCGGUCUAGUAAUGGUUCUGCCCAAGGGGGCAAGAGUAAGAACCAUUGUGCUCCCAAGCAAGGUUCCAAGUUUGUGCCUCGGCCUAAUCAUUGGCCGAAGCACGACUACACUCGGAAAAUUUUUGUUGGGGGCCUCCCACCUUCUGUGGGCGCUGAGUACCUCACUGAGUUCUUCACUGCUGAAUUUGGACCUGUGGAGGAAGCAGUAGUCAUUGGGAUAAGGAUGGGUGAUCGGGUGCAAUCUCGAGGAUUUGGUUUUGUAAAGUUCAAAAGAGAAGAGGAUGUGAUAAGUGCAAAGGAAACUCAUCAUGUGUACAUGCUUGGGAAGAGAGUGGAGGUAAAGGAUGCUGUUGCUAGAGGAUCCUUGCCUGCAGAAAUCCAGAAAAUUGCUCCAUUCAGGCACCACAGCCAGGAGGUUCCAAAGGUAACUCACCAUCUGUUGGAUGGUGAGCUAAAGGAGGAACAUUACAUUAGGAAGCGCCGGCCCUUGCCAGAGAAGUGUCUUCCAUCUUGGUUCUUUAUAUUCAGGAAGUGGUUGCCAGGAUUUCUUGCAGAUGCUACCGAACGACUUGGAGAUAGGUACCCAUUGAGCUCCCUGAAGGGUGAUUUCAGAGCAAUUUGCAGAAUGGAGCUUGAUCAUGGCACACUUGGUUAUCCUAAGCUCAGUGAUUUCAUGCGUUCCCUUCCUGGUAUCUGCAGAAUGUGUGUAGUCCCUGUAGGAAGUGGUCCUGCCACACACAUGGUCCUCCUUCCACCGGUCUCGCGACCGAAGUAUGUACCCUUGCUGGAACCAUUCUCUUUUGAUCAUGAUGAGCUCCCAGAAUCAGUGUCAGAUCAUCAGUCCCCGAGGUCUCCACUUACCACUAAUAUCACCGAGGACUCCCCUCAUAACACAGACAGUCAGCAGGGUGAUACUUGCAGUGAGAGCAAUGUGCAGAGCCAUCAGGGCGAUGAGUGCUGCGGGAGCAACACUGAAAGCCAGCAGGAUAGUGCUUCCACUGACAAUGGUAGCUUACUGGGUGAAGUUACUGUCAGUACCCCAAAGCCUGAUUCCAUUGAGUCCAUACCUACAGGAAAGUCUGAUUUGAUUGAGCUUGUACCUACAAGAAAACCUCAUCUGAUUGACACAGUCACUACAAGAAAACCUGAUUUGAUUGUGACUGAACCUACAAGAAAACCAAUUGUGAUUGAGCCUGUGCCUACAAGAAAACCAAGUGUGAUUGAGCCCGUGCCUACAAGAAAACCAAUGGCAAUUGAGCCUGUUGUGCCUACAAGAAAACCAAUUGUGAUUGAGCCUGUUCCUACAAGGAAACCAAUUGUGAUUGAGCCUGUGCCUACAAGAAAACCAAUUGUGACUGAGCCUUUGCCUACAAGAAAACCAACUGUCAUUGAGCCUGCAUCUCUUACUCAGAAGAUUGUUUCUGAGCCUAUGAGGAAGACUGAUUUGUUUGAAUCUGGACUUGCAAGGAGGAUUGGUUUGAUUGGUUCCAGACCAACAACAUGCUUCGUUGACUGUCCAGUUGAAAGGCCAGCAGUAACUCCAAGCAACUGUGAGGCUGAUAUGAGAUUCUCUUUCUUCCAAUCACAAUGGGACAGGUUCCUGGCUCCAUAUCCCAAGAGUGAUUACUGCAUCAUCUGUCGAUCCUAUGAUGCUGUGAUGCAGCUUGUCCCAUGCCUUCAUAAGAUUUGUGUUGCCUGCAUGAUGAGAUGCAAUGUCAGGGCAUGCAUGACCUGUGGCACUGCUGUAAGUGGAGUCAAGUCUUCCCCUGCACAGGAUGCAAGAUACCAAUAUGUGGGAGUCAUGGAGCGUGCAUCAGAUCAAAGGUGCCAGCUGAUGGUGGUCUGCCGUGGAGCUGAGGCGAUUGUCAGAUGUUCCCCCUGUAUGCACAGCAUCGCAUGUCGAGGAUGCUUCCUGGCUUCAGUAACAUUACUCAAGGGCUGCACCACUUGUGGCUGCAUGAUUGAGCACUUCAAGUUUUGUUGAGUAGGCUUACUUCCCUGAUACAGUAAUACCAGAACUUACAUUACUAUAUAGAAUAAAGCAAACAGUCCCACAAUCUGAAGGAGAGAUCAGUUCACUCUCCUUCGAUUUUGCUGCGCUCGUGGGAUGAGCUAACAGGCUACUCGGUUAGGUGCGCUCACUCCUGCAAGCUUGAGGAGUGCUCUUUUUGCUUAGAAAUAUGUUCUCUCGAAUGCUUGAUGGACAUGCUUCUGUAAGCUUGUGAUGAGGAGUGUGUUCCCUCCCAUUUUGGCAAGCUUACACUAUAUAUGCCAUGUAAUGUCCACUAUCUAUCUAUAAUGGCACUCUUUUUUGUAAAUUCAGUACUAUUUAAGUAAGAUGGAUUCUGUUUAGCUUUA
Oryza sativa Japonica Group (Japanese rice) is the source of this 3885-nucleotide messenger RNA. RefSeq lists its product as uncharacterized. Gene Ontology annotation, biological process: protein targeting to chloroplast. NCBI's taxonomy places the organism in Eukaryota, Viridiplantae, Streptophyta, Magnoliopsida, Poales, Poaceae. Gene Ontology annotation, cellular component: chloroplast outer membrane. Gene Ontology annotation, molecular function: chloroplast targeting sequence receptor activity; RNA binding; protein binding. The record is from RefSeq and is a predicted model, not a curated record.